CUCCUAAAGGCAUUGACAAUGGCCGUGAAUAGCACUUUCACGCCGAAGGCGUCCCUGACAGAGGCACCUACCAACCUCAAGGAGGCCAUUGACUGGGUCCUGAGGGUAACUGGUAGGGAUGGUAAAGAGAACAAAGAUGAAUGUAUAUGUGGCCUGGCGGCGGCAGUGACUGACCUACUGCAGUCAGUAGAACUGGAGUACCAUGGAUAUCAAGGUGAUGUUAAGAAUGGUGCUGAAGGCGACAGCAAGACUACUAAAGGCGCCAGUGCUGACACAGUGAAAGGCCACCUCAAUGGACUAUUCUCCCUGGUCCAGGGACUAGGUGGUACCGCAGUGGUCCGGACCUACAUAGACCAGCUGGCACAGUAUCUGAAGGAUUUGACGCCUAACGAUAUGUCAUGUGGAAAGUGUGGGUGUCUUAAGGUAGGCGCUGAGAACCAUCACCUGGGUAGGGGGUGUGAUAAGUGUGAUGGAGACAAGUGUGGCAAACCUGGUGCUGGUGGUGGAUGUCAGUGUCAGUGUAAAGGUGGUGCUAGUGGCUGUACUAGUGCUUCUGACUGCAAGUGUGACAGAAAAUGUGGCUGUACCAUUGAUACAUAUAGGUCGGCAUACAGAGGAAGAUACAGCUCUGAGUCAUACGUAGGAGAAACAAUCACUGCAUACCGAGAAUGUAUGUGGAAUUCACCGACAAAUACUACUUCUCGGCACCAAUGUGCCCGUAUCCUACUAGGCUCAGUAUGCCUCAUCUGGAGUGGACUUACUUAUAUGUAUUGGACUGGAAAGUGGCACGGGACUAGUCCUCGGUGGAACAAUCACAUCCUUGAUGGUAGUGGCCUAGAUGAUGGUACUCUAUCCCAAUGGCUACAGGCCCUAGGGUUCCCUAAGGAUAUGCUUAAUAAUAGUGGGCCACAGAAUAGACUGGAUAAGGUCAUAUGGGAUGGGCUUAGGGAUAAGUUUCUCUUAGGAUUCCUGGAGCCUAGUGGCCUUGAUAGUGGUAGUGUCAGCGACACUAAUGGUAAUACCGCUAGGAGUCCUUACGGUAUGAAUUAUCCCGGGUUUAUACAUACUGCACAUAGGGAUUCAUUCAACACCGAUGCUGCUACUGUCUUCACGAAUGGCUCUAGUACUACUAACCGAAUCAGUGAUACUGAUCAGAACAAAAACGGUGCUCUCUUCAAGCUCUACAUUCUAUCAUGUGCCUAUUUUACCGGGUUACAGAAAAAGAAUAGUGAGAGUACUACCGGUACUACCGCUAAUAAUCCUAAGACCAUUCGGGAGAUCCUAUACUGGCUAAGUGCAUUGCCCUAUAGUCCCGCAUACAAGGAGAUGCUAGACUAUGCCAAGAGAAGACUAGAAAAGGUACUCAAGAAACCUGGAGAUGCUGGCUCUAGCGCUAGCAAUCAGGAAACACAACUCAAAUUCCACCAAACAGGCCGUUGGCAUCCUAUUACAGUACAUGAAUACAACCUGUUUGCUCACUUCCAAGCAGUGACUCAGUACUGCCCACUGGUGCUCAUAGGUAUCCAAGGAGGAUUACACAGUACUAAAGGCACUGACAAGACUACAGAACCACCUAUCCAUUCACUCUACGCUAACACUGAAUGCAACUUCACCUAUCCCACUGUAUCCAUCCAAGCAUACAACCAGGUGGUACACUACAUUAGGGCUCUGUUCUACCAGUUGUAUUUCCUUAGGAAACAGUGUGCCGUGAAGGUAGCCCUAGGAGGUAAAUGGCGUGAAUGUAGGUAUGGUGAUGGGGUAGUCUCUAAGGGGGUAAACAGUUGGAUGUGCCUGGGGUGUAGCCCCAUGGAACAUUAUAGGAAAUGGAGGGUUGAGAAGGUAAAGGGGGAAACACUGAAAAUGAUGAAGGAGAGUGAUCCUAUAGUGAAGAAUCUAAAGGCACUACUGGAGGCAAUAGGUCAGGUAGUGGUCCAACUGGGUAAUGCCCAGGAGGCAUUGGAAGGGAAGGAUAAGGAGGCGAUCAAGAAGGUGAAGGAGAAACUAACGGAGGCUAAGGGGGCACUGGGGAAGGCUAAGGAGGGACUAGAUCAGGUGAAGGAUGGGCUGAAUGGGCAAGCAGAACUAAAGGAGGCUAAGGGGAAACUAGGGGAGCUGACGAAUGGUGGUAAAGGAGCACUGCAUAUACUAGUGGAUAGUGGUAAUACUCCUGGGUCAUUACAGCAGAUAGUGGAUAGUGGACAAGAGUGGAGGAAGGAUUACAGUAGUGCCAAGGACAGGAUUAGUGAGGCUAUCGAUGGGUUACACAAGGUAUUGGAGAUAUUGAAGGAGGGAGUGGAGAAGCAGAUAAAGGAAGAGGCAAAGGAGGCCAAGAAAACACUAGAUGUGUUUUUUAAACUGACGAAUGAUGAAAACAAAUUAGAAAACGUACUUAAACAAGAGUUGUCUUAUGAUUACACCGCACUGCUCAAUGCCAUUAACCAGCUCAUCUCCAUCUGCAACUCUCCCAAAUGCCCACCCUGUAAUGACCACAUAAACAAGUGUGGCCAAAAGCCAGUGUCCAGGUACUGUGACAAGUGCCACCAGCAAUACAUGGACGGCACACCAUCACCCCUCCAGGCAUUCCUCGAGGAUCGGUUACCAGGCUUUAGUUGUGACGUAGUACGAAACACUGACACAGACAAAGACACAGUGUACCCACCCGCUGCAUCCCACUUAGGACACUGCAAUGGUUCCGGCCAAUGCUGCCCAUUGCCAAUGGGAUUUAGAGGUCAAUUCUAUAGUGGCAGCACCAGUGAUAUGACUGGCUCAAGACUCUACGGGAUCCUCUACUUCUUCAGUAAUGAGAACAUGAUGCAGUCGUGUGUUUAUACACUAGUGAGGGUAACGGCAGCACUCAGUGCUACGACACCACAGGUACUGGGUGAUGUAUUCGGGUUCUUUAGGGGGGGUGUUGGAAAUAAGGAAAGUGGAAAGAACAAGCAGGGAACAGGUGGGAUAGCGUGUAAGCACGAAGGCGAUCCUUCUACUGACACGGAUAAGAGUAAGUACUAUUGCGGCUGGUGUGCCUCUGGGUUAAGGGAUGUGGUAAAGAAGAUAGAGUGGAUACCUAAUGGGAACGGAACGGAUGGAGGGUCAUACAGAGGGACUCUCGGUAAAGCACUAAUAGGUAUUAAAGGCGAUAAAAGCGAUAGUAGUCCUGCCCCAAAGUCAACUACCACUACCACUCCAUCUGCCCUCUCAACACUGACCAAGGACUCAGAAUACCUCUCCCCCCUGACAGGUGAACUCUAUACCACAGUGAGUGACACGUUCGGAGGAACAUACCUCUCAUGGGUACUGUAUCUAUCAGAUGCACUUGAAGGGGGUCUAAAGUCACUGGCUAGUGAGUUCCAACAGAUUGAAUGCCGGGGCUGUAAGGGACAAUGCGACCCCAAUAAGUGCAGGAAGGGAAGUCAUGGAAGCACUGCAGAGGGCUCUAAGGGCACAGCACUCUGCACGUGUCAAUCAAUCGUAUCAUGUACCGGGGUACUGCCAGUGCUGUAUAGGCAUGGCUUCAGCUACGGUAACCCAUUCAAUCUGGAGGGGUUCCAACAGGGGGAUGGGAAGACGGAUGGGCAGUAUGACAUCACGAAGGCAGGCAGUACUAAGAAGUGUCACGAGUUCCUGGAGAGCCUGAACAAAGUACUAGAGGACAAGCAGGCUGCCUCUAAUGCCCACCCCCUCAGCAACCUCCUUACCCAGGUCGGCAAACUCCAAUACGACAUACGGCUCCCGUGGAUCUUUGUGCUUACCAUAGCGUGGCUAGUAGCAGUACUCUACCUAGCCUUUGGUGCCAUAUGGCCACUGGACUGGGCGCAUAUGAGGUCGCAUUGUAGGGGAUGGUUCAGGAAGGGUAGUCUGAGUCCAUGGGAGAUCUUGAUGGUGGGUAAGAAGAAGGGAAGGGGGAUACUAGAGUUUUUUGGUAAGACAUAGAGGCGACGUAGUGGCGCCUUCGGCGCAGUAACUAGGCA
This is a messenger RNA of Babesia bovis T2Bo, 3971 nucleotides long. Its product is annotated as variant erythrocyte surface antigen-1 alpha subunit. Lineage: Eukaryota; Apicomplexa; Aconoidasida; Piroplasmida; Babesiidae. Bases 19 to 3933 code for a protein of 1304 amino acids. The record is from RefSeq and is a predicted model, not a curated record. The transcript is spliced from 4 exons.